Molecule: messenger RNA, 3155 nt
Organism: Equus quagga
Lineage: Eukaryota; Metazoa; Chordata; Mammalia; Perissodactyla; Equidae
Gene: GPSM2
Product: G protein signaling modulator 2
Exons: 15
Coding region: 515-2560 (681 amino acids)
Molecular function (GO): protein binding; GTPase regulator activity
Source: RefSeq, a predicted model, not a curated record
GAGCGGGCGGCGCGGCGGACCCCUGGUCGGCCGUGGGACGCGCCCGGAGGCGAGGAGAGUCCCGGGAGCUCUGGCCCACGUGACCUGCCGGGGGCCGGGUCAGGGGGCGCGCGCUGGCCUCCCGCGGUGCCCCUGCCUGGCGCGGCGUCCGCGGCGCGCUGAGCCGCCGGCUGGAGGGGCCGCCGCCGCCCGCCCGUCGCCCGAGGCGGCCGCUGCUGCAGCUCCGCCGCGUCCUCCGCGCUCCCCGGACUCGCCGGCCCGCGGGAGAAAUGUUGGUGAAGUGCUGCUGAAAGGGCCAGAGAUGCAAGGAUUGGGACACAAUUUGAACCUUUAAGCUGUCUGACAUUGACCUCCUUUUAUUAUUAACAAAGAAGAAGCAGGCGCUUAGGAUGUAUUAACACCAACUCAUUAAUAUACUAACUGGACAAUGUUCUGCAACAAUUCUGCAUUGUAAAGGACUGGAUUGGCAAAAUAAAAUAAUUUCAGUUUAUACUCAGCUUUAUAAUAUGACUCAAUGGAGGAAAAUUUGAUAAGCAUGAGGGAAGACCAUUCUUUUCAUGUUCGUUACAGAAUGGAAGCUUCUUGCCUAGAACUGGCCUUGGAAGGGGAGCGUCUGUGUAAGUCAGGAGACUGCCGUGCUGGGGUGUCCUUCUUUGAAGCUGCAGUUCAAGUUGGAACUGAAGACCUAAAAACACUUAGCGCUAUUUACAGCCAGCUGGGCAAUGCUUAUUUUUAUUUGCAUGAUUAUGCCAAAGCAUUAGAAUACCAUCAUCAUGAUUUAACUCUUGCAAGGACUAUUGGAGAUCAGCUGGGGGAAGCCAAAGCUAGUGGUAACCUGGGGAACACCUUAAAGGUCCUUGGGAAUUUUGAUGAAGCUGUAGUUUGUUGUCAGCGACACCUGGAUAUUUCCAGAGAGCUUAAUGACAAGGUGGGAGAAGCAAGAGCACUUUACAAUCUUGGAAAUGUGUAUCAUGCGAAAGGGAAAAGUUUUGGCUGCCCUGGUCCUCAGGAUGUAGGAGAAUUUCCUGAAGAAGUGAGAAACGCUCUGCAGGCAGCCGUGGAUUAUUAUGAGGAAAACCUGUCACUAGUGACUGCUUUGGGUGACCGAGCAGCCCAAGGACGUGCCUUUGGAAAUCUUGGAAACACGCAUUACCUUCUUGGCAACUUCAGGGAUGCCGUUAUAGCUCACGAGCAGCGUCUCCUUAUUGCAAAAGAAUUUGGAGAUAAAGCAGCUGAAAGAAGAGCGUAUAGCAACCUGGGAAAUGCAUAUAUAUUUCUUGGUGAAUUUGAAACUGCCUCUGAAUACUACAAAAAGACACUACUGUUGGCUCGACAGCUUAAAGACAGGGCUGUAGAGGCACAGUCUUGCUACAGUCUUGGAAACACAUAUACUUUACUUCAGGACUACGAAAAGGCCAUUGAUUAUCAUCUGAAGCACUUAGCAAUUGCUCAAGAGCUAAAUGAUAGAAUUGGUGAAGGAAGAGCAUGUUGGAGCUUAGGAAAUGCAUACACAGCUCUAGGAAAUCAUGAUCAAGCCAUGCAUUUUGCUGAAAAGCACUUGGAAAUUUCAAGAGAGGUUGGGGAUAGAAGUGGUGAGCUAACAGCACGACUGAAUCUCUCAGAUCUUCAGAUGGUUCUUGGUCUGAGUUACAGCACAAAUAAUUCAAUAAUGUCUGAAAAUAUUGAAAUUGAUAACAGUUUGCAUGGUGCACGCCCUAAGUUUGGACGCCGACACAGUAUGGAAAAUAUGGAACUUAUGAAGUUAACACCAGAAAAGGUACAGAACUGGAACAGUGAAAUUCUAGCUAAACAAAAACCUCUUAUUGCCAAACCUUCUGCAAAGCUGCUCUUUGUCAACAGAUGGAAGGGGAAAAAAUACAAAACUAAUUCCUCCGCUAAAGUUCUCCAAGAUGCCAGUAAUUCUGUUGAUCACCGAAUUCCAAGUUCUCAGAGGAAAAUCAGUGCAGAUACUAUUGCAGAUGAAGGGUUCUUUGAUUUAUUAAGCCGAUUUCAAAGCAGUCGGAUGGAUGAUCAGAGGUGCUGCUUACAAGAAAAGAACUGUGGACCAGCCUCAACUGCAGCUGCUUCCACUCCCCCUAGAAUGAUGCUAAAAACUCCACCUGUUUCCAUGGUGUCCCCUAACACGGAUGAGUUUUUAGAUCUUCUUGCCAGCUCACAGAGCCGCCGUCUGGAUGACCAGAGGGCCAGUUUCAGUAAUUUGCCGGGGCUUCGUCUGACACAAAAUAACAGUCAGUCAGUUCUUGGCCACCUGAUGACUAAUGACAACAAAGAACCUGAUGAAGACUUCUUUGACAUCCUUGUAAAAUGUCAAGGGUCCAGAUUAGAUGAUCAAAGAUGUGCUCCACCACCUGCUGCCACAAAGGGACCGACGGUACCAGAUGAGGACUUUUUUAGCCUUAUUUUACGGUCUCAGGCGAAGAGAAUGGAUGAGCAGAGAGUUCUUUUACAAAGAGAUCAAAACAGAGACACUGAAUUUGGGCUGAAGGACUGUUUGCAAAGUAAUACUUUGUUAGAAUUUAAAAAUUCAGGAAAAAAAUAAGCAAACCACUAGUUACUAUGAAUAUAUCUUUUAAAAGCGACCUUAUUUCCUUUCAGAACACUGCAGGGAAAUUCAAUGUUAUUACUUUUUUCCUUAAGAGGAGAAAUUAUAGCACUGUAAUACACUUAAAAUGUUUUUAGAAUGAUGUAAAUAUUUAACCUUUAAGAGUAUACUAUUAAUUACAUUCCUCUGGACACUCACUCGUUUCCGGUGGAUGUCUUAUAAGGUGCUUCCUCAACUUUUGUGGUUACUUCUUGGGACUGUGUUCUUUGGCAACUUGCUAGAUUACUUUACCUAGUGCUUGUAAAUUAGGAAGUUAAAUGAAUUCUAGACUAGAAUUUAAUCCUUUUGCUGAGAUAAUUUUUUAAAAUCUUAAUUGAAAUGGUGUUUUUUUAUACUUAACCAUGGAUGUCGUGAGAAAUUAUGCUGUUUAGUAAAAAUAAUGUACUUGACCACUGUGUAAAAAAGUUAUGUAAAGUAGUUGUAAGAAAAUCUAGGGUUUUUUCCCUCUAAGAAAAUCUAUUUUCAAUAUAUCAUUUUUAGGCCAAACCCAUUAUAAAAGAAACUCUUAAGGAAAUAAACUUCUUUUAGCAUG